Messenger RNA from Darwinula stevensoni, 444 nucleotides. The record is from the annotation of a GenBank genome assembly. Lineage: Eukaryota; Metazoa; Arthropoda; Ostracoda; Podocopida; Darwinulidae.
AUGGUGCUCUUCGUGGACCACUGCGACCUGCUGAACCAGUUCGAGAAAUUCCAAGGAUUGGAAACCCAAGACGAAGAGGCGGAGAGGAUGGAACUGGCUGACCACGCCAGGAUCGUCAUGACCACCCUGGACACGAGCAUCAGAUCUCUGGACAACCUGGACGAGUUCUUCCAGUACGUCUACACCGUCGGGGAGGCUCACACUCGAAUACCGGAGUUCCAGAAGGAAAAUUUCAUGAAAAUCAAGGGACCUUUCCUGUACGCGGUGCGAGAGACGCUGCAGGAGCGAUAUACGCCAAACAUCGAGGCCGUCUACAGGAUCACGCUCGAUUUCAUCAUCGGGACCCUCGUCGAAGGAUACGAGAACGCCCUCAAGAACCAGCAGAAUGAGUUCGAUUCGAGAGGAGACGAAUCCGAAAUGGAACUUCUCAAUCCGUCCACUUGA